Messenger RNA from Callorhinchus milii (elephant shark), 2242 nucleotides. RefSeq names its product angel homolog 2 (Drosophila). The transcript has 9 exons. The coding region runs from base 87 to 1763 and encodes 558 amino acids. Gene Ontology annotation, biological process: 3'-UTR-mediated mRNA stabilization. Gene Ontology annotation, molecular function: 3'-5'-RNA exonuclease activity; mRNA 3'-UTR binding. NCBI's taxonomy places the organism in Eukaryota, Metazoa, Chordata, Chondrichthyes, Chimaeriformes, Callorhinchidae. The record is from RefSeq and is a predicted model, not a curated record.
CGGGUGGAGGCUCGGAGCUGACCCCGGGCUGGGGCUGGGCCUGGCCGGGGAGCGCCGCACCACACUGCGCGGCCGUCAGCCAUCCUAUGCUCACCCGUCCUCUGCAGUAUCUGGGCAGGAGCAGCGUUGUACGCUCAGAGGUGCCUCAAAUCUUUUUCAGGAACGCCGGCUUUCUUCAUCCUCAGUGGCCGCCGUGUUUUCAGAUGCUGAAUCCGUCCAUUGUUCGGAGUCAGUUCUGUUGGAGGACACCCUCAACGCUUUGUGGCGGCUUGUGGACAGGGCCCGGACCUGUCCGCACGGCCUUCAAUCCCUAUUCGAUGAAUCAGUCGUCUACCUUCGGUUCGCCUGGCUAUCCCUUCAAGCCGAACGGUAACGAACCUCAAGCAAAACGCAGGAAGUGCGAGCGAGUAAAUGACGAGCCGCCGCCAACGGAAGCCGGGCAGGAGCAAACGGAUUGCGUUGCUUCUCACGGCAAGGGAUUGGGAAAUCUGUGCGUCUCCGGAGAAUUAAAAGGUCAAGGGACCAUAAGUAAGAAAGUCGAACUGCUAAAUAGACGAUGGGAAGCUUUAACGGCACAGAAAAAGAGCGGCCAAAAGAGAAAUUCCAAAAGAGCUGCAAGUAGAACACAAUUCGACUUCUCGUUGAUGUCCUACAACAUUCUGGCUCAGGACCUGUUAGAGGAUAAUAAUCACUUGUACAGACAUUGCAGUUGGCCUUUGUUGCAGUGGGAAUUCCGGUUUUCCAACAUCUUCCAGGAACUGAAACAGUUGGAUGCAGAUAUAUUGUGUCUACAAGAAGUUCAGAGCAACCACUACAAGAAACAGCUGAAGCCAAAGCUGGAAGCACUGGGUUACCAUUGUGAAUACAAAAUGCGAACAGGAGACAAGAGGGAUGGCUGUGCUAUCUGCUUUAAACGUUCUAAGUUUUCACUACUCUCUGCUAUUCCAGUGGAGUUUUACCGGCCUCGGAUCCCGUUGUUAGACCGAGACAACGUCGGACUUGUGCUAUUGCUGCGACCAGCUCUUUCAUCAGGUGGUGCUGCUCCAAAUAUCUGUGUGGCAAAUACUCACCUCUUAUAUAAUCCUCGGAGAGGAGACAUUAAGCUGGCUCAACUAGCAAUACUCAUGGCCGAGAUUGGCAAAGCGGCUUCCAGUGGGAAGGGUGAAUAUUGCCCAAUCGUCUUCUGUGGAGACUUAAACUCUGUUCCCAGUUCUCCUCUGUACAACUUUAUCAGGGACGGGAAGCUACUCUAUGAUGGAUUGCCAAUUGGAAAGGUAUCCGGUCAGGAGGAGAGCUCCAGAGGUCAAAGGCUUUUAUCAAAGCCUCUUUGGCCUGAAAAUCUCGGAAUUUCUUCAGCAUGUCAAUAUGAAGCAUUAAAUUAUCAGCACAUAAAUGAAGGUUCGGACCGUCCUUUGAAGGCUGUGGACAGUUCAGAAGUAUCAAAGGAUGCCAGCAAUGAGAAGACAUCUGUAGUUAAAAUGACUUCACCCAUUCUCCAGCACAAUUUCAACUUAACGUCAGUGUAUUCCCAUUAUGUACCAGAGAGCGGUAGAGCUGAAGUCACCACCUGUCACUCCAGAUCUGCUAUCACCGUGGAUUAUAUCUUCUAUUCAACAGAGGAAGCUGUCCACGGUGGCUUGGAGCUUCUUGGCAGACUUACUCUCCUCACUGAACAAGAUCUACGUACUGUAAAUUGUUUACCCAAUGAAUGCAACUCUUCCGAUCAUCUCCCUUUGUUGGCAAAGUUCAGACUUAAACUUUGAUGCUAACCAAAGCUGUCGAAUGUGUUCCUACGUAUGAACCCGUUCAAUACCUGGUCCAAAAUGUGGAGUAAAAUAUUGUAAAGUUUGUGUAUCAUUUUUAACUUUUGAUAAAUUGUUGGAACUGUUUUUCAUGCUCUUAAAAUAAUUGUCAAAAAGAAGAAAAGGUGUGUUUUGAAUUUACUAAUCUGCAAUGAUUUCUAAACCCUGACCUCUGUUGAGGACAACAGUAUAGCAUUGUAAAAUCCAACAUUAUCUGGUGAUAAUUCUUAGGGAGGAGCGAUGUGUACAAUGGGGAAAGUGUAUAAAUUCAUGAAAAUGCCAGUAUUUUAUUAAACUGUGCAGUGCAUUCUGAGGUUUUGUUUUAAAUAAAUAUAUUCUUAAUCUGCAAAGGAUUUCAGUAUUGUUUGGUACUGUAUUACAGCAUAGCUUUUGGAAAAGAGUAUAAUCAAAUAAAAUCUGAAAUUCUGCUCUGAUGUUAA